This is a messenger RNA of Taeniopygia guttata (zebra finch), 399 nucleotides long. NCBI's taxonomy places the organism in Eukaryota, Metazoa, Chordata, Aves, Passeriformes, Estrildidae. The record is from RefSeq and is a predicted model, not a curated record.
AUGGCCGGAGUCAAGGACGGGGUGACCCCGUGCAGCCCCGCCACCCCCUGUGCCCACGGGCAUUUCUGCGACGAGCACUUCGGGCUGUGCCUGCCCACGCGGCCCGUGGGGCACUACUGCCGCCACGACCCGCACUGCGCCCCCGGCCUCAUCUGCGUGUUCGGCAAGUGCCAGCAGCCCGUGCCCCCCGGGCAGGAGGGAGCGCGGUGCCAGCGGGACGAGGAGUGCGGCCCCGGCGGCUGCUGCGCUCGCCAGCACGGGGAGCGCCUCUGCCAGCGGCGCCUGGCACCGGCCCAGAGCUGCCACGUCCCCCCCGGGGGUCUCGCCUUCAGCAUCAACCAAGUGUGCCCCUGCCAGGCCGGGCUGGUCUGCCGGCCCUCCGCGCCCUCCAGAGAGUGA